ACCUGAGCACAACGGCUGCGAUGGCGGCGAGCGGGCGGCCGGGAUGUGCUGCGGCGUUCGGGCUGCGGCUGCUGCUGGCGUCCGUGCUGCAAGCGAUAUGUACACUGGGAUCUGAAUUAUCAUCAGAAGCAUGCAGAGACUUGGGUUUCUCCAGCAAUUUGCUCUGUAGCUCUUGUGAUCUUCUUGGACAGUUUAGCUUAACUCAGCUGGAUCCUGAUUGCAGAGGAUGCUGCCAGGAAGAAGCACAGUUUGAAACCCGAAAGCUAUAUGCAGGAGCUAUUCUUGAAGUAUGUGGAUGAAAAUUGGGGCGGUUCCCUCAAGUCCAGGCUUUUGUCAAGAGUGACAAACCCAAACUAUUUAGGGGACUACAAAUCAAGUAUGUUCUUGGUUCAGACCCUGUGCUAAAGCUGUUGGAUGACAGUGGGAACAUUGCUGAAGAACUAAGCAUCCUCAAAUGGAACACGGAUAGUGUAGAAGAAUUCCUCAGUGAAAAAUUAGAACGUGUAUAAAAUACACUUUCAGUUUUGUCAUAUCAUUUAUUUUCUUCUUAAGUGAAUUUUACAGUACAGAUCAUUGUAAUCUUCAGUCACCUUUGAGCAAUUAAUUCCUUACUGUAUAGCAUUAAGUACUUUCUGCUUUGAAUUGAAAGUUUCUGCACUGCACGUGAUUUAAAACAAGUUGGCCAACUGUACAAAGAGUCCAUUUUAAUCUAUUCUCACUCUAGUUGUUACCACUUAAGAGAUGCUUUGUAACAAACCUGUAAUUACGUACAUGCUAGGAUUUGUUAUGAUUGGACCAGUUCAACACACCAUAGACUCGGCAGGAGAACAAGGAGAGGAUGACCACGUCUUGUCUGUGUGCUGUGCUCCUUCUUUGUAAGCACUGAUUGGAAGUUGCAAGCAGAUGUAAUGUAUUGUGCCUCAGACAUUGCCUGCCAAUGACCUCUUUGUUUCUGUGACACCCCAGCUUUCCUUUUAAUACAAAUAUGUAGUUUAUAAUGAAUGCUAGUUCAGAAAAUGUUUCAUCAUUGUUCACAGACUCAGCGUUUGUAGCAUUCUGUGAGACACUCUGAGAAGCGCACGUUAGUGACGAUCACACAGAAAACCCCGAGAGGACUUGUGUGGAUCUGAUGUUUGGUGUAGUCUUUUCAGUGUUUGACUUUGCUACGGUGAAUGAGUCAGAAAAAGAUUCAUUUAUUAAACUGAACUAGAAUUAAAAAGUUUUCCACCUCUUG
Vombatus ursinus (common wombat) is the source of this 1234-nucleotide messenger RNA. RefSeq names its product selenoprotein F (gene SELENOF). Lineage: Eukaryota; Metazoa; Chordata; Mammalia; Diprotodontia; Vombatidae. The record is from RefSeq and is a predicted model, not a curated record. Gene Ontology annotation, cellular component: endoplasmic reticulum lumen. The transcript has 5 exons. Gene Ontology annotation, molecular function: oxidoreductase activity.